Messenger RNA from Arachis ipaensis, 961 nucleotides. RefSeq names its product large ribosomal subunit protein eL15z. Gene Ontology annotation, cellular component: cytosolic large ribosomal subunit; ribosome. Gene Ontology annotation, molecular function: RNA binding; structural constituent of ribosome. Lineage: Eukaryota; Viridiplantae; Streptophyta; Magnoliopsida; Fabales; Fabaceae. Gene Ontology annotation, biological process: cytoplasmic translation. The record is from RefSeq and is a predicted model, not a curated record.
AAUUAAAAAUUAAUAAAUAAAAGGGCUCAGAAUUCGCUUCACUGUAGCUGCCCCUGUCUAUAAAAUGUUCGAGCAGCACCCUCAGUUACAUUUCAAACCCUAAAGCACCACCUUCCUUCACUGCGACUGCGGGUGUUCCUCCGCCACCAUGGGUGCUUAUAAGUAUGUUUCGGAGCUCUGGCGCAAGAAGCAAUCGGAUGUAAUGAGAUUCUUGCAGAGGGUAAGGUGCUGGGAGUAUCGUCAGCAGCCUUCCAUUGUCCGUGUCACUAGGCCAACCCGCCCCGACAAGGCUCGUCGCUUGGGUUACAAGGCCAAACAGGGAUAUGUGGUCUACCGUGUUCGUGUGCGAAGGGGUGGCCGCAAGAGACCUGUUCCCAAGGGUAUUGUUUAUGGCAAGCCCACGAACCAGGGUGUUACUCAACUGAAAUUUCAGCGAAGCAAGAGGUCUGUUGCUGAGGAGAGGGCUGGACGGAAGCUAGGUGGCCUCAGGGUCCUCAAUUCUUACUGGGUGAAUGAGGACUCGACAUACAAAUACUUUGAGAUCAUUAUGGUGGAUGUUGCGCACACAGCUAUUAGAAAUGAUCCAAGGAUCAAUUGGCUCUGCAAUCCAGUCCAUAAACACAGGGAACUUCGCGGCCUCACCUCUGCUGGGAAGUCUAACAGGGGUUUACGUGGCAAGGGACAUCUUUACCACAAAAAUCGUCCUUCCCGCAGGGCAACCUGGAAGAGAAACAAUACCCUUUCCCUCCGCCGUUACCGUUGAUUUCACUUGUUAUUUUAUGGUGCUUCAUUACUUUUUGGAAUGCAUUAUAUGUUGAUGGUGUUUUUAUGACUUGGAUAUUGAUGAGUUUUGAACCAGUAGGUCAUCUUUCUCCGGAACCUCAUUAGUAGUAAAGUAGUGGAGACCAAUAUUGUAAGGUUUGUUAUAUGCCAGAAAUUUUUUCUUGUGUUGCUUUCGUAA